Molecule: messenger RNA, 417 nt
Organism: Humulus lupulus (European hop)
Lineage: Eukaryota; Viridiplantae; Streptophyta; Magnoliopsida; Rosales; Cannabaceae
Exons: 2
Source: RefSeq, a predicted model, not a curated record
AGUGGGAGGAUUGUGAGACAACCUAUUCGCUACGAACAUGAGGCACACGUUCUUGUAUCAGAUACUGAAAAGGACGAUCCAUUGACUUUUAAAGAAGCAAUGGAAGACCCUGAUGUUGAUAAGUGGCAAGAUGCCAUGAAUCAAGAAAUGGAAUCAAUGUAUUCCAAUUUAGUCUGGGAACUUGUAGAUCUUCCUGACAAUGUUAAUGCCACUGGAUGCAAAUGGAUCUACAAGAAGAAAAGGGGUGCAGAUGGAAAGGUAGAGACCUAUAAAGCAAGGCUUGUGGCCAAAGGCUACACACAGAGAGAGGGUGUGGACUAUGAAGAAACAUUUUCUCCUAUGGCCAUGCUUAAAUCCAUUCUCAUACUUUUAUCCAUGGUUGCCAUCUAUGAUUAUGAGAUAUGUUCUGUAUGUUGA